GUGCGGCGACUGCAGAAGAGUAAGGCCGAAGUGACCUUUGGACCAACCAGCUGCCGUGCUAAGCUUGGGAAGAAGGUGCUGUGGAGUCUGGAAGAGGAGACCAGCUGCAUCAAGGACCUGUGGCAGCUGCCCAUCAUCCCUUGGAAUGGGAAGACUCCAACAGCAGUAGAGCAGCAGCAGCAGCAGCAGCAUGAGUCUCCAUCUUGAGUUCCACACCCGCCUGAGCGUCCUAGGAGGGAUGUGCGCCCUCCAGUGAGGCUGACCUAUGGGGGAAGAGGCAGGCCGAAUGUGGUGCAGGCUGGGAGUGUGGUUGAGCAGAUUGAGGAAGAUGAGAUCGCUCACUGCUACUGGGCACCAAUCCCUGAGCCCAAGACUCGAGAGGAGGCCUUGAAUGGACCAAAUGGGGAGAAGUGGAAGGCGAGUGAGGAUGAGGAGUUCGGGUCCCUAAUUGAGAACGAGACAUGGGACCUGUGUGACUUGCCUCCUGGAAAGAAGGCAAUCACUUCCAAGAUGAUCUACAGGCACAAGUAUGGACCUGAAGGGGAGCUGACCCGCUACAAGUCUAGGCUUGUGGCACGGGGGUUUCAGCAGACAAAGGGGAAGGACUAUGAUGAGGUGUUUGCUCCUGUGGGGAAAGGAACAACACUGAGGGUGCUGUUGGCGAUAGCUGCACUCCUGGGAUGGAAGAUUCGGCAGAUGGACAUUGUGACUGCCUUUCUGAAUGGGAUCAUUCUGGAGGAGGUGUACAUGAAGCAGCCAGAGGGGCUGGAUGAUGGGAGCGGCAGGGUCUGCAGGCUGAAGAAGGCCAUCUAUGGCCUUAAGCAGGCGCCUCGUGCAUGGUAUCACAAGUUGGAGGAGGCGCUGCUGGCUGGGGGUUUCAAGAAGAGUGAGUGUGACCCCAGCCUGUUCCUGCUGCAGGAGAAGGACGAAAUCCUCAUGCUCUUGGUGUAUGUGGAUGAUAUCCUUCUCUUUUCUGCAUCAACUGCUUUGCUGGACAGCGCAGAGCAGAUGCUGGAGAUGCAGUUCAAGUGCUCCAAGAUGGGUGAGGUGAAGUACUACCUGGGGAUGCAUGUGGAGAGAGAUGUGGAGAAGGGUGUGCUGAGGUUGCACCAGAGGAAGUACUGUGAGGGGCUGGCUGAAAAGUAUGGGCUGCAAGAUGGGGGAAAGCCAGCAACACCACUACCUUCAGGGUUUACUGUGGAGCCAUGUGCUGAUGAGGAGGUAGUGGGUGAGAGUGACAGAAAGCUGUUUCAUUCGAUGGUUGGGUCGCUGAAUUAUGCUGCAAAUCAUACACGGCCUGACAUUGCAUUUUCUACAUCACGGUUGGCUAGUGUGGUCUCACGCCCUAGUCAUGAGCAGCUGGAAGCGGCCAAGAGGUUGGUCCGCUAUGUGAGUGCUACGGCAUCAGUGGGAUUGGAGUACAGUGGAGUGAGGCAGCGGUUGCAGAGAGGUGCUGCAGAUGUGAAGAGUGGAGAGAUGCUCUUGAGUUGCUAUACUGACGCUAGCUUCAACUCAGUGAAAGCGGAUGGCACCAGCAUUGGGGGUUAUGUGUGCUUGCUGGGAGGUGGUGCUGUGAGCUGGCGCAGCAAGAAGCAAAAUGAGGUGGGAUUGUCCUCAUGUGAGACUGAGUACAUGGCCUUACACCAUGGGGCCAAGGAAGUGGUAUGGCUGAGGCGUUUGUUGGAGGAGUUGGGAGUUGGUCAGGAGGAGCCGACAGUUGUGUUCUGUGACAAUGAGUCUGCUGUGAAGCUCGCCAAGAAUGCUUGUCUGCAUGGGCUGACAAAACACAUAAGGCCUAAGUGGCACUGGGUGAGAAGACUCCUUGAUAAGGAGGUGCGGCUGGAGAUAGUGAAGACCCAUCAGCAGGCAGCAGAUAUUUUCACUAAGCGUCUGGCGGAGGCGGAUCAUUGGAAAGGCAUGAAGCUUGCUGGAAUGAGUGUGCAUUGAGUAUGCAUGCUUGAGAUGUUGGUAUGGUGGUUGAUGGUUGGCAGCCAGAGGGGGAGAUUGUUGUGUGAUGUCAUCAUAUGCUAUCACAUUCUAUUGAGUUAAGUUCUCCUCCUACAGCUUACCCCCUAAUGCGUCGAAAGCCAUAGCGUCGCGAAUACUUCAUCAAUCAACGUGAUUCAAAUUGGGAACGGUAGCUGAGAUUAAGAGCUACAACAUAUCUAAGUUUCGCGACAUUCCAACGGCUAGUUUUUCGUCGACGUUGUUUCUUGUGAAGACGACUUUUCUGUCCAGAAUUUCGGAUUUAUAUUUUGAGUAAUUCUAGUUCCUAAGUUCACCUAGACUCCGUCCUUAA
Closterium sp. NIES-67 is the source of this 2299-nucleotide messenger RNA. Lineage: Eukaryota; Viridiplantae; Streptophyta; Zygnematophyceae; Desmidiales; Closteriaceae. The record is from the annotation of a GenBank genome assembly.